AUGGCGAUCCAAAAGAAGCACGGCAAGGGCCGUUUGGACAAAUGGUAUAAGCUUGCAAAGGAGAAGGGCUACCGAGCCCGUGCUGCUUUCAAACUUAUUCAAUUGAACAAGAAAUAUGGUUUCCUCGAACAGAGCAAGGUCCUCCUGGAUCUUUGCGCUGCGCCUGGUUCAUGGUGUCAAGUUGCCGCCGAGGUUAUGCCCGUAGGUAGUUUGAUUGUCGGUGUCGAUUUAUCACCUAUCAAGCCCAUCCCAAGAGUUAUCACGUUCCAAAGCGACAUUACGACCGAUAAGUGUCGUGCGACUAUUCGCCAGCAUUUCAAGACAUGGAAAGCAGAUACAGUUCUUCACGAUGGUGCGCCCAACGUCGGUACUGCCUGGGCGCAGGAUUCCUUCAACCAGGCCGAGCUUGCCCUUCAGUCUAUGAAGCUGGCGACUGAGUUCCUGGCUGAGGGUGGUACCUUUGUGACCAAAGUCUUCAGAUCCAAGGACUACAACUCCUUACUGUGGGUGCUGAACCAACUCUUUACCAAAGUCGAAGCAACAAAGCCGCCGUCGUCUCGAAACGUCUCCGCCGAAAUUUUCGUCGUCUGCCGUGGCUACAAGGCACCCAAGCGCAUUGAUCCACGAUUCUUGGACCCGCGAUCGGUUUUCGCUGACCUCGCCGGCGCCACGCCUAAUAAUGAGGCCAAGGUUUAUAACCCUGAAGUGAAGAAGAGAAAGCGAGAUGGUUACGAUGAGGACGAUUACCUGCAAUUCAAGGAAAUCUCGGCGAGCGAGUUCAUCCAGACUGCCGAUCCAAUUUCUAUUCUGGGAGAGUACAAUAAGCUCAGCUUUGUGCAGCCUCCAAAUGGGGAUGUUGCACUGGCAGCUCUUGAUCGCCUCCCAGAAACGACAGCAGAAAUCCGGGAAUACUGUAACGACCUCAAAGUCUUGGGACGAAGGGACUUCAAAAUUCUUCUCAAAUGGCGACUCAAAGUCAGAGAAAUAUUUGGUCUUGCCACCAAAAAGGACGCAGCGGCUCAGGAGGCCGAAGAAGUAGCGGAAAUCGAGCCGAUGGAUGAGGAGCUCAAGAUGCAAGAAGAGUUGCAAGCAAUCAAGGAUAAGGAGGGUGCGAAGAGGAAGAGAGAGAAGCGAAAAGAAAACGAGAAGAAGCAACGUGAGAUUGUGCGCAUGCAAUUGAACAUGGUUGCACCCAUGGACAUCGGUAUGGAAGAGUCAGGCCCCAUUGGCGAAGGUGCCAUGUUCUCUCUGAAGAAGCUCGACAAAUCAGACGCGCUACGACGUAUUUCUCGCGGGCGAAUGUCGGUCUUGCCUGCUGAUCAGAAAAGGGAGAAAGACAGUGGCCUGGGUUCAUCUGGAGAAACCGAUGAUGAGAGUGAUGAUGAUGGUGAUCGUCUUGAAGGUGAACUUGAAUCCAUGUACAAUCAGUACCAGGAGCGCAAAUCCGAGGCGGAUGCCAAGUACAGGGCAAAGAAGGCUCGCGAGGAGCACAAUGAUGAAGAGUGGGAGGGAGUGUCUGUCGAUGAAAAAUCGGAGGACAGCGACUCCAGUGAUUUGGAAGAGGAGGAUGGAGACUCAUCGGAUGAUGAGGGUGGUGCUUCUAAUGGUCUGUUGCGGGACUUGGACCAAUCCACUGGCGAAGGUGGUCUAUCAAGACAAGCAACAGCUUUCUUCAACCAGGAUAUUUUCAAAGGCAUGGACAGCGUGCUUGGCGGUCUCACUGGGCAGCAACCGGAGAGCGAAAAGAAGAAUGAGAAGAAGAGUGAGACGAAGGUUAAGACGAGCGAGUCCUCGGCUGAGCCUUCGAAGAAAGAAAAGAAGAAGUCGGCCAAGGUACAGAACGACGGCUGGAGUGAUUCCGACGUGGAGAUGACCAACAACAAGGGUGGGUUCGAGAUUGUCAAGACGGCGCCUGUGGAAGAUGAUGACGAUUGGGAGGAAGAGAGCGAGCGACGCAGGGAUAAACGGCCUGACAUCGACAUCAUUACAGCAGAGGCAAUGACGCUUGCUCAUCAGCUUGCGACUGGCCAGAAAACUACUUAUGAUGCCAUUGACGAUGGGUUUAACAAGCAUGCACUCCGAGACCGCGAUGGUUUACCAGACUGGUUCAUAGACGACGAGGGCAAGCACGACAAACCCCACAAGCCCAUCACCAAGGAGGCUGCCAGGGCAAUCCAAGAGAAGAUGAGAGCAUAUAACGCACGACCGAUCAAGAAGGUGCGCGAGGCCAAGGCCAGGAAGAAGUUCAAGGCUGCCCAGAAGCUGGAGAAGCUGAAGAAGAAAUCCGACAUGCUCGCCAACGACCAAGGCAUGACGGAGAAGGAGAAGGCGGACAGCAUCUCCAGACUGCUCAGCAAUGCAGCCAAGAAGAAGCGCACAGCACCCGCCAAGCUGGUCGUUGCCAGGGGUGUGCACAGAGGUGUCAAGGGAAGGCCACAGGGAGUGAAGGGUCGUUAUCGUAUUGUGGACCCAAGGAUGAAGAAGGAAUUACGGGCUCAAAAGAGGAUAGCACAGAAGAAGAAGAGGUAG
This is a messenger RNA of Clonostachys rhizophaga, 2529 nucleotides long. The record is from the annotation of a GenBank genome assembly. NCBI's taxonomy places the organism in Eukaryota, Fungi, Ascomycota, Sordariomycetes, Hypocreales, Bionectriaceae.